UUACUGGAAGCCAGUAGUGCAGAAUAAAUUUUUGACAACAACAACAGCAAUAUUAGCGCAAAAAUAACAACGCAGCAGGUCAUUGUUAAAUAAAUAGAUAAACCAAACGUACGUUGUUUUGUCCAAUGCUGUUUUGAUUUGUUUUCUUUGUUUACGGUGGUGAUAAGUGUUUUUUGUUGUUGCUUCAGUGUGUGCGAUUGAUUAACAUUCUGUGCAUUUUCUUACCUUCCCCAACGACAAUCGAAGAAUAGAAUUAGAAAUAUACAACUUCCCAAAAAAUUCCAAAGAACAUUCGAACCAGAACGAACUGCCUCAUAUCAGUUAGCAUUGCAAACAGUAACAUUUCAUAGCAAUACACGUUCGUGGGAAGGAUGCGCCAUUAUUUGCUGCUAGUAAUUGUUUUACUGGCAUCACUUCAUGCGGGCCAAGCUUGGUGGCCAUUUAACAAAAAGAAAUCUGCUCCUGUGCCACCGGAAAAUGUGGAGAAACGACUAUCACCUGUGAUAUUUGUUCCCGGCGAUGGUGGCAGUCAGGUUGAUGCGCGCCUAAACAAAUCUACCUCACCAAAUAUCUUGUGUGCCAAACAAUCCGAUUGGUUUAAUUUGUGGUUAAAUUUGGAACUUAUUGUGAUACCAGCCGUUUACUGUUGGGUUGAUAAUGUCAAGCUGUACUAUGACAAUGUGACGCGUACAACGCACAAUACACCCGGUGUAGAUAUUCGCAUACCAGGAUGGGGUAAUCCUGAAGUUGUUGAAUGGAUAGAUCCAACACAUAAUAAGGCUGGAGCCUAUUUCCGGACACUGGCUUCGAUGUUGGCUGAUCAUGGUUAUGUUAGGAAUAAAAAUAUACGAGGUGCACCCUAUGAUUUUCGUAAGGCGCCAAAUGAACACAAGCAAUUUUUCAUUGAUCUCAAGGAAUUGGUAGAGGAUACCUAUGAACAAAAUCAACAGACUCCCAUCACCUUUAUAACACACAGCAUGGGAAGUCCCAUGACAUUGGUGUUUUUGCAACAACAAACAGCGGAAUGGAAAAACAAAUAUGUAGCCCGACAAAUUAGUUUGGCCGGUGCCUGGGCUGGCAGUGUUAAGGCCCUAAAAGUUUUUGCCAUGGGUGAUGAUUUAGAUUCAUUCUUUUUGAGUGGAAAAAUUUUGAGAGCUGAACAAAUUACAAACCCAUCAACGGCAUGGCUACUGCCCUCACCACUAUUUUGGAAGAGCAAUGAGGUGCUGGUGAAAACUCCCUCACGUGUAUACACCAUGGCCCAAAUGGAACAAUUCUUUACGGAUAUUGAUUAUCGUACGGGUUGGGAAAUGCGUAAAGAUACCUUACAUUACACACUGAAUUUUGGGGCUCCUGGAGUUGAACUACAUUGUUUGUAUGGUGAUGGUUUGGAUACCGUAGAGAGAUUGGAAUACAAAAAGGAUGACAUUUCUGGCGAAACACCCAAAUUAAUAAUGGGUGUUGGUGAUGGUACCGUCAACAAACGUUCACUACGUGCUUGCCACUACUGGAAUGGCUAUCAAUCGGCCAACGUUUCCACAAUGGCCCUAAGUGGUGUCGAUCACAUGGGCAUUUUGGAACAUCAGACUGUUAUAGAUUAUGUUAAGAAGGUUUUGGGCCUAUAGACUAUACCAAAUAUUUUAGUUCCCACUUUUUUGUAUGUAACACUCAAUAUAGGUUAUAUUUUAUUUGCGAUUUUGGUAAUUUUUAAACGAUCAAAAAAUAAUUAUAAAUUUUUUAUGCCAUAGUUUAGUUUUUUUUGUGAGUUAUUCUAGUUCAAUUUAUUAUAUUAUUUCGAUACAAAACGGACAAGCGUAUGUGUUAUACUCGUGUUUAAGAAUGGACGCAAUAAAAUUUUAUAUAUGACAAAAAAAGAUAAA
Musca domestica (house fly) is the source of this 1880-nucleotide messenger RNA. RefSeq names its product phospholipase A2 group XV. The coding region runs from base 372 to 1625 and encodes 417 amino acids. Lineage: Eukaryota; Metazoa; Arthropoda; Insecta; Diptera; Muscidae. The transcript is spliced from 4 exons. Gene Ontology annotation, biological process: lipid metabolic process. The record is from RefSeq and is a predicted model, not a curated record.